AACCUGUUGGUGCAUUCAUUGCAAUGAAUCAAGCCAUCGACUGACUGGCAGCCCUACGACAUGCCCAUGGACUCGAGGAAUUCCCGGGCCGACAUUCCCUUGGCGGCCUCCUCAAGCUCGGCAAACGAUCGCGGCCGACGACCCAGACCACCACCGCCACUGCGAGUGCCGAUACUCACAGCAGGAUCGGCUGGAGCAGGUGCUGCUGCUGCGGCGGCUGAUGGUUCUGAUGGUUCCGAUGGCGGUUGGGCUCCGCCUGCCGGUUGGCCGCCACCCGAUCGACGGCCACCGACGGCCGCUUGAGGGUGAGGCUCCUCCAUAUCCCACAUUUCCCAACACAACUCGUUAACCAGGUCCUGACACACAUGUCAUAUGGAUUCGAUUCAUGCAUUGGUGUCAGUCAGGAGAGUGAGAGUGGGAGUGAAGUGACUGACUUACAUCCCAUAUUUCGUUGGCAACGAAAUCCUUUAGUGCGGUGGCCUCAAUGUCGCGGUACUCGUACCACACGUCCUUGUCUGACGGAAGGAGGAGGAUACACCAACAGAGAGACAGAGACAGCGGAGCCAUGGUGUGUGUUGGAUGGCCAUGAUGAGUGCAUGGUCGAUAUGACUGACUGACUUACAGUCGCUGGUCUGAUCCUCUCUGAACGGCCGCAUCUCCAGCGGAGGCUCAGUGGUGCGGCCCAUCAUGCUGGCUUCAUAUCGCCCCGCCUCAUCUGCAGACACAGCCACACACGCACACCACCGACGAGGGAAGAGAGAGAGAGAGAGAGAGAGAGAGAAGUGAGGCGCCAAAUGCGGUGUGCUGUGCUGUGCAGUGGCUGGCUGACUGGCUAGUCUGCCCACCUUGUCCCAUUGCGGCCGCCUCUAUUCGGUGUUGGUCGUCGCCCGGCUUGAUGCAGGAUAUCAACUACACGCACGCAGAUGAUAUAUAUCGAUAGGGACACCGAACGACACGGAUGGAUGGAUGAGUGCUUUCUUCUCUUCGUGUUUCUCCACUGCCUUGCCUUGCCCCCGACAUAUGCUCACCCACCUCUUCCUUGAUGUGGUUCCAUUUCUUGUUGAAUGGGCGAGUGGGGUGGUUGGUGAUCUCUCUUCGAUACUGAGCCAACCAGACAGACAAAGGCACCGCACCCAGAUGAAUGAAUGCUCAUUCCCGAAUGUGAAGAUGUGAUGUCUGCACCUACCUGGUUGAUGAGUGCCUCCGUGAGCGAGAGCACCAGGUUGAUGAAGGGCUUGUCCACCGCCAGGACGGGCAGCACCUGCUCGCUCUUGGUCGGAUUCACAUUCGCCUCAGCGGCAGCACGGACCAUCGCCGAGCUCUCAACCCCCUCGUCCUCCUCAUCGCCAUACUCGUCAUAGUCGUGCAGCAGACGCCGGCCCCCACGACCCCUCUUCUCGUAAGCUGGCGCGUUGAGCUGCUUCCGCGCGAUGUCAUCCCACUCAGGGGACAGACGGCCGCACCAUGCGGGAGAGAGCUCGGACUGGCCUGCGCCCGGCCCUUGCCUGGACUUGCGCUCGCCGAUUUCCUGGAGGCGCCUGCGGGAACUGACGAGGUGGUUGACGAGGCCCUUCCAGUUGAUGCGGAGACAGGCGGGGAGGGGCGGGGCCGAUGGCGACUGAGACAUCACAUAGCGGUGAGAGAAAUCCGCCGUCAGGGGGGCGAUCUGAUCAGCCACAGCACAAGACCAGAGACACUCGAGAGUGAGGUCUUGAUUCAUGUGUGCGUUGCGUGUUUUGGCCGGAGCAUCUAACCUCACUGAUUCCGAAGGUUUCCAGCACGAAGUCGAACACGCCUGCCGCCAUAUUGGCGGUGCAUUGGAUAGGCAAACGAUGCCACUGACACACACACAGACGACAUCAUAGCCACAGAUGGGAAGGCUCACGUGGCCACCCGCGAGAUCGAUGCCGUCAGUGGGGUGGUUGCGUACCGUUCCCUGGUGGUUGAGGUGUGCCUCCCGGACGGCAGCCACGACGCAGCGAUUGAUCUCCCGGUCGAUCAGGUCAUACGCCACCAAUGCCAUGUCAUCAACCCAGUCAGGACCAUCCUCCUGACACACACACAAACACACUCAUCCAUCCAUCCACUGGACACCGUGGGCGGUGUUCGUUCCUGUGUCACCUCCCACCCCCACUGACCAGGUUGGCGUCUCUGAUUUGUGGGUAGAACAUGUCCAAAGCCUCGUUCUGCCUCGUGAGUCGCUCGUCCUCCUGCACCUGGACCGCUGGCCGCGGUAUGGCCGGUCGUGGUGUGUCCAGCCCCAUGAGCUCGGCCCCCAAGCCGCCACCCUCCUCCCUGUUCUCACGCUCCCAGUCCUCCAUCCACUCGUCACGGUCACGCAGAUUGACGUCAUGGUCGGGGGCGGGCGUGCCUGCAAUACACCAUACACAGACACACACAGAGCAGCGUAUGUGUUUGCAGCACGAGAGUGCCAUGUGCUGGUGGAGUUACCUGGUCGUCCGAUGGAGAGGGCGUACUCGACACGUCUCUCGGGUGUGUCCACCUCAUCCGGCCUCGCUGUGGGGAGAGUCGGCGCCUGCAUAAACGUGACGGAAACACACAGCGAGAAAUUCAUUGACGCAUUUGUGACGUCAGCAUUCUUCCAUUCUGACCUCCGAGUCGACGACUGUGUCUGCGUGAUGCUCCUCCUGCCCGGGUCGGUCCUCACCCUCGCCCUCCUCCGCUUCCACGUGGAUGUCCUCCUCUAUCUCUUCCGGGGGCGGAGCCUCCCGCUGGACCACUGAAGGGGCCUCUGCCUCUGGGGCGGCUUGCUCGGCCUAAACAGAGAAAAACAGCCACGGUCAAACACCAUCACAGUCACCCUUCACAAGGACACAUACACAGCCUCUUCUAGGCCCGCUCACCCGUGCUGGCAUUUCCGACUCUCUCUGGUCUUCUUGUUCGGCCGCCGGUGGCUCCUCCACAUUCACGUCCUCCGGCCGCACCACUUGCUCACCGGCACGGGCCUCCGCUGUAUCAGCCUCCAACUCAGCAGGCGCACGACGAGGCACCCCACGGGCAACGGGAGACGCCUAUCGAUCCAACAUAGACAAAGACAAAUAGACGCGUGUGGCGUGGAAGGCGCAGAUGUACCCACCUACCUCGUCAGGCUCGAAUUCCUCCAUUUCUUCCAUCUCUCUCUCGUGCAGGGCCGCCGUAUUCGCCGGUGGCUCGGGGGCCGUCGGCUCAGGCUGGGGGAGGGUGAUGUCACCGUGCCUCGGUGGGCCCUCAUCGGUCACGUCACCGGCCGGUAGAGCAUCACUGCUGGGGCCCUCGGCCUCGUCGUCAGCAUCCUGCACAAACGCAGACACAAGCCAGUACACAACGUGUGUGUGACCCAAGUAGGUCGGUGCAUUCAUUCAUGAGUCGGGGUGCUUCGCACCCCUGAUGCCUACCUCCCCAGACGGCAGCUCUUCAGGAAUCGACUCGGGUAUCUCGCUCUCCUGCCGCUCGACGCCCCGUCCCUCACCCUCCGAUGCGAAGCUCGAUGAGUAGUCCUCACUGGGCUUCUUGGGCAGCACCAGGUGCGGCGCCACGGGCAGCGGCCUCUCCACCACAUGCUGGGGCUGGCCAGAUGCGGCGGCAGAAGCUGCUGCCGGCGCCUCUCCCUCUUGACCUUCCUCCUCCUUGUCGUCUCCCCUGGUGAGGAUGGCUUCUUCCUCCUGCAUCCGCCGCCACUCGUCAGCGUGUCGGUCGUCAGACGAUGCCUCGUCGAUCUGAAUGUCCUCGCUGAUCUCAUCACCACGGUCCUCCUGCCGGUCGGGGGCCUGGGAAGGUGACUCCUCCUCGAAGCGCAUCGAGUAGGGACCCUCCGACGGCUCGGCGAAUGACGGUGUGCGGCCAGCCGCCUGAGCAGCAGCUGCUGCUGUGGAAGAGAUGAUGGGCUCAGGUGGGGCAGCUUCGUGUGCGACCUGCUGCUGUUGCCGCUUGACCUCCUCCAACUCAUGCUCUAGCCGCAGCCUCUUGGCCGUGAGGGCCUCUCCGCCUCCCUCAGCACCACCCUCCUGCCGCGAGCGGCCGGACAGUGGGGGGCUCUCGGGGUGUCGGGGCCGCUCGCGUCGCUUGUGGCGUCGCUCCAUGGCCAUGAGGUGCUCCUUGCGAGUGGUCUUGCGCAUGCGGAUUCGCAGACAGUGCGACUCGUAGUCCUGAAGACAUCUGUCCUCGUACAGCUGCAGCCGCUCCAGCUCGGCGUCGAGGUAGUCGUCGGUUGACGCGCCGCUCUCGCGCAUCUGCUGGGCCUUGACCUCCGCCACCUUGUCGUGCAGCCGGCGCAUCUUCCGCUCGUGUCGCUGCCGGUGGUAGUUGAGCUGCUCGUCCAGGUACUGCUCCUCGAAAUACACCUUCUGCCGGUACUUCUGUAUGAGGGCAGAGGAGUCGACGUCGUCACCGCCCAGGCUCAUGCCGCUGGGGGAGCUGUGCCCGCUGCUGGGCCGGCUGACGUCGCCUCUGCGCCGUCUGUGGUGUCGUGGUGAGGGCGAGGAGGGGCGGAAGUACAUUGGGUCGUGGGGGAAGGAGCCCCGGUCGGAUGUGUCGGAGAACCGGGGGGAGCUCGACAGAGACGAGUAGUCCUGGUGGCGAGAGAAAGGGUGAUGGGGGAGCGGGAGGGAGGGGGGGAUGGCCUGAUUGAUGCACGAACCACCCGACACACAGCACAAGGGUCAAGACGGUCGGCUCGUAAGCACUGUGCGACUUCAUUUACCGUGUCUCCUUCCCGUCUGGUAUCCCUCUCCACCCUGCGAUCACGGUCGGCCCUCUCUCUGUCGGCAGCUGCAGCAGGGGCGGUCUGUGGGGGCUGUGCCGCCAUCUCUUGCGCUCGCAGCAGGUCCUCCUCGUAUCGAGCUUGCUGACGAGCUACACACGCAAACACACAGGAGGCAAGGGGUCAGUCAGUCAGGCAGGCAGGCAGGGAUGUGUGUAAGAUGGGGCUGCCCACAAGUGUUUUCAUUGCAGUCAGUGCUGGGUUAGGUCACCUUCUUGGUGCUGUGCAUGGAUGGCUGCCUCGGUCAAAGCAGCCAUGUGCUGCUGGAGGCGGCCCAAGUCGUCAGCCCUCUGAGUGGCCUCUUGGACAGUCUCCAACUGAGCCAUCUGAUCCAACCCAACACACAACAGCCAGCCAAGGGAGCAUGGACGCACGAGUAGUAAGCACCAUUUUCCCGCAUGCAUCUUUCUUUCUUGCUCACCGCGUUGUUGAACUGUGCUGUCAUCUCUUCAGGCGACUGUGAGAGUGCUUCCCCCGCCUCCAUAGACUCCUCCAGAGGACUGCCCCCCUUCUGCACACCCACCUCAACCCUCCCACCACCAUCAACCUCCAGUCCGUGCUCCAUCUCACCAUCGCCCUCCCUCCGCCAGGCCGACUCAUCCCCCUCCGAUGACGCCACGGCGCCAUCAGACCGGCCCGUGUAGGCCGACACCUCACCAGACACCGCAGCAGCUGCGUUGAACCGGGGGUGGUCGUCCCACCCAUCCCUCAGCCCGAGGGCCGACUCCGGCCGAGCAACGCUCAGUGCGUGGCGGGCCUCCUCGGACAGAUCGUCCCCUCUGCUGGUGCGCCGGUGCUGUGAGAUGGGCGAGAGGGCGCCACUCGUGCCUUCCGUUGCCUCGAUGCUCGUGGUGCUGGCCGCGGGAGGGACACUACUGGCGGCGACAAGAGGCGCAGUCUCACGAUCGACCGUUCUGUCCACCGCUGCGGCAGCUGCUGGGGGGGCGGUGGGCCGUUGUCGGGCAGGGUCAUGCAGGAGCGCCUCCACGACAGGCACGUCGUAUGGCCCACCUGUCCGUGGCACGACUGGCGGAAUGACGGCUGCUGGCGUCUCCUGAAAGCUCUCAAUCGAUGCUGCGCCGCCGAGCGGACGGGCCCGGUCUCGCGCACCGCCGAGCCCCAGAUCAGGGCGGUCGAAUGGUGGCGUGCCCCUGAGCAUCUGCGGCCCCCAAAGUCGGCUCAUCUCCUCCAUGUCCCUCAGCGACUCCUGGACCAUCCCACGCGUGCUGUCAUCCUCGCCAAUGCGGGUGCUGGUGUCGUUGGUCCGUCGUCGGUCGCUCGCCACCCGUCGGAGGCCGCCCUCGCCCCACCCAGGGAUACGCGGCACAGGUGUGGCCAUCUUGGCGGCCAGGGGCGCCGCCUUGGAUCGAUGGUCGAUGGCGUCUUCCGUCUGGCGGUGGGCGACCUCCUCUUCCUCGAAGUCGAGCUCGUCUUGGUCGUCGAUUGACCUUGACACGGUGUGGGAGACGCUGGUGUCAAUCGGCAGAUGGAUGGCGGGGAGGCUCGUGCCGUGAGAGUGGGGCGGGGGCGGGCCAUGGAGGGGUGGCGGGAGCCUAGAGGGCUGUGAGCGGGUGAGGGGGGCGGCGAGCUGGUGGUCUAGGAGGGAUUGAGUCGUCUCACGAGACUUCGACCCUGAGAGUGAGUGAGUAUGACAGAACAAGAGAAGAGACAAGUAGGCAUGCUCAUUGCGAAGGCAAUGCUGUCUGUCGCCGACUCACUGACCUCGCCAGACUCGUUGAAUAUCGGUGGCUGCUUUCUCGUCCCUCUGUCUAGCCCGCUGGCCCGCCUCCUGCAGUGAGGGCUGGCCGGGCGGCCGCUCGCCAGCUGCACCCUCGGAUAGAAAACGGAGCCCUGAGAUACACAAGACACGUUUUGACAGACGCAUGGAACGAUGCAUUGUGUGCGGUGCCGGUGCUUCUCCUACCUCCAAGAUCACUGAAUGAUUCCACAGUGGAGACUUGCCACGGCUCCGCGUCCCUCUCCUCCCGCGGGGGCGUCCUUCUCGCCUGCUCCGCUAUCCUGUCCUCCAUCGGCCGCACACCCUCAACCUCACGCUCACGGCCGUCAGCCUCCGUCUUGCCAGCAGUAGCAGGCCCCUGCUGCUCGGCGCCGCCGACCUCACUGCCACUCACGACGCCGUACCAGUUGUGAUAUUGGUCCAUCAUCUCGUCGGUGCGAUUAGUGAGGCUCUGGAGCAUGCCGGCGGCCUCACGGUGGCUUUUGGGCACGGUGAGGUCCAUCCGGGGAGGCUUGAAGGGCUGGGGCACCUUGCGAUCGGGCGGCUGCUCUCGAUGGGGCUCCACGCUUCUUGGCUUCUUCUGCAGCUGCUUCGUUGGCCCCGCAACAGCGGGUUUUUGUCGAGCUUCUCUGCGGGCAGCGGGGGGUGGCGGAGGCGGUGUCAGCGGACGAGAGCGGAAGCCCCUCGGCGCCGUGGCCACUAUGUCCAUCUCGAACUGAGCGAUGUCGCUCCUCAGAUCCCCAAAGGGGCCAGCCUUCGGUCGUUCCGUCAGCUCCUCUGCGGCCUCCUUCGGUGGCACAGACUGAGACCGAUCUGCCGUCGUCCCUCUCUGAGCAGGUCCUGAAGCCGCUCUGACCGUCUUGGUCGCCACAGGUGGCCUCGUGCGCUGAGUGGGGCGGGUAGCUGGAGCGACAUCGACGCCUUCUCCCUCCGCAGGUGGCGGCAGCGACGUGCCCCGAUCACUCUUGGGCUUUGGCGGCGGGGGAGGGUUGCGGUAGUAGGCGUCGAGCCGCCGGACGUUGUCGCGUCUGUGUUGGCCCUCCUCCCUCUCCCGCUGCUGGCGCGCCGCCUCGGCCAUCUUGCGGAUGCGCACGCGCUCCUGCGCCUUCUUGACCUGGUCAUCGACGGGAGGCGCCUUUUCUGUCUCAGCGGGCCUGCCCACGGCCACAGCCACCGCCAUGCCGGGGAUGACAGGGCUCGCCAGUGGAGGAGACCGGGAAGUGGAGGGCUCACGACGGGAUGUCAGAUCGCGAGACGCCGCCGGCACCGAUGGCGGACGGUGUGCGGCCAUCGGGCGGCCUGCCUUGUGUGUGGGAGGACGUUGUGCUGGUCGGACAGUGGCACUUGAGGGACGGGCGGGCGCUGCUGAUGCUGGUCGGCCUACUGCGGCCACUGGUGCCUCCCCGGCGGCCUGGUGCUGUCGGGUCUUCUUCGUCAUUGCGAUGCGCUGUCUGCGGGAAUCGUCUUCUUGCUUCUUGCGCGUCUCCGUCUCGCGGAGCAGCCCCUGCGCCAUCUCAGUCAGCUCCAUAGGCACAUGCCUGCGCAGGCACAAAAGACAGACAGACACACAGAUGGAUGUCUCGCCAUGCUCACAUGCGCAUCGCAUGCACCCCAUCCUCAGUCAUCUGACUGACACACCUGUCGGCCUGUUUUCCUUCGUCCGCAGCCGGGGCCCCGAUGUCGGCCACAGUGCUCACCGGACGAUCCGUGUCCAAAUCCCCCACACCAACACCAACAUUAACAUCAGAAGCAGCAGCAGCAGCAGCCGCACCAGCACCACGAGCAGCGGGAGGGGGGGACACGGCGGCUGGUCUCGUGAACGCAUUUGCCAGCUCCUUGAGCACUGCCGCUUGGAGCUGCUUGUUUUCAUCUCGUGCGGAGGGCUGACGGGCGCUGGAGGGCCGGCGGUCGGUCUUGGGCCGCUCGGCAACGACCUUUGGUGGCUCCUUUGGGCUGACAUGCGCACUGGCCCUGGUGGGACGGGGAGGGGAUGGCUUUGGGGUGGUGGACGGGCGGAACGCCUGACGCAUACAUCACAUCCAAACACACCCAUGCCAGUACAGUAAGGGUGAGCGAAUUGGUUGAUGCGUUGGCGUACCUGAGCGAUUUGUCGGUAUGCGUUGGCAGGCGACGCACCCCCACUCUUGACAGCAACACCUACACCUGCCCGACCUGACCAAACAGCCGGCCGAAACCACCAACAGUAAGGCAGUGGUAGUUGUUGGCUGUGUCCUUCUUUGGUGGUCCAUCCAGCCUCGCUCGCUCACCUAUGGCUGGUUCCUCCUUGGUGCGCAUCUCGGCACUUGUGUCGAGCCCCACGGGACCGCCCGCCCUUCUCGCCGACGACGACCGUGGCGCGGGAGGGCGGGGGCUGGGCCGGCGCGCCUCCUUGAAACCACGAGGGGCCAGCGGGGCCGCACUGUGCAGCCGGGCACCUGGUCUCGGCACAGCGGGAGGCCGCGUCUCGUGUGCUGCUGCUGCUGGUGCCUCCUUUGGAAGCUCCUGUGCCGUCUUGUCCUUGGGGGGCUCCCUCGAUGGCUCCCUGCUCUUGGCCACAGGGCCAGGCUUCCUUGCCCCGGACCCCGAUGAUGAUGCAUUGCGCAUCCGCUCCAGUGCGUCGAAGUCGCCUCCCAUGGACCGGAUGGCAUCCGCGGCUCUAGUGAUCGGCACUCGCUGUGGCGGCCCCUGAUCCAGUAAUCGUGCCUCCUUGCUCUCCUCAAGUGGUGCAGCAGGGGGAGCCGUUGGCUCCACCGCCGCAGCCUUCCCCACCCUGGCAGCUGUUGACGGGCCAGCUGGAGGCCUCGCACCCCUCAUGGCCGCACGACCAGUGUGCGAUUGUUGCUGCUGCUGUUGUUGGUCCGGUAGAGUUGGCUUCAAGCCCACUGGUGGCUUCCUCUCCUUGGGCAGGGGAGUCCUCUUCCGCACCCCAGCACGGUCGGCUUCACGGUCACUCGUCUCGCCCCUGGACUGCUGUUGCUGCUGCUGCUGCUGCUUGUCUGUCGAUGCCGACCGGCGAGAUGCCCCAGCCGCAGCUGGGGGGGCAUGGGCUGACGAGGCGCGUUGCUGUGGCACUCCUGCACGCUUGCGGUCCUCAGGUCGAAACGAAUCGGCAUUCUGCGUCCCAGCAGCUGGGGGUGCGCCCGUAACGACAGCAGGUGGGGGCAAUGGACGGUCGAGUGGCAUUUGCCGCCGGGCUUGCGAUGCCUCCUGCAGCGGGGGAGGGGGGCCGGGUGAAUUCUUGCGCGACGGCAGCAGACUCUGGCCCUCCGGGCUGCCGAGGAAUGAGUCCAGACUGGCCUGGUCGACACGAAUGUCGCGGAUGGUGCCCUCACCGGGCACAUGAGCAUCUACACGGACAUCAAACCGCAUGGCCGGCGGCGGCUGGAGAGUCGGGGAGCGCAUGGCCGACUGAGGGGUGAGGAUCGGCGAUAGGGGGGUCUUGACCUCACUCACAGCCGCCGGGCGUGUGUCCUUGGCUGGUGCAGGGGGCGAUGGUGGUGCGGGUGGGUGAGCGGCAGGGAUGGCCGGCCGUGAUGGCUGCUGCUGUGUCUGGGCGUGCGAUGAGUUGUAGUCGAAACGAAAGGCUCUAGUAGGUACCCCUGAACACAAAGGAGCACACGGGAGUAGAAGGGUGGAUGGGAUGAGUGCAGUGCAUGCGAGGCCAGCUGCACGUUGUCGUUUGGCUCACGUUCUCUGUCUAUGGACCCCGUGUGAAUGGACUGGCCAGGGACCUGCAUGCAGUCAGACAACCCAAAACGCACCAGAGUGAUACCCCUGUGGCCUCACUGCCUCCCCAGAUGGCCUGCACACCUGCCUUCUCUUGCCGUGGCCGUUCCUUACCAUUCCUCGGGCGCCACUGCUGUUGUAAGGCGUCAAUCGCCUCGCUGCAGGUCCCAGCUCGACUUUGACCUCAUCGGUCAUGCGACGGACCUUCGUUGUGUUGUCUGACAUCUUGUCCUCGUGCUAUGCAACGCUCCCGAACCAAAUCUACAGCGUCACGUCGAUACUUUUCUUGCUAUUCGUCUAAAUGCAUUAAAUGAAUGCCGCCAGGUCCUCGCUGUUGUCGCCAAAAGCAAAACAGGAGCACCA
Messenger RNA from Vitrella brassicaformis, 10586 nucleotides. NCBI's taxonomy places the organism in Eukaryota, Vitrellaceae. The record is from the annotation of a GenBank genome assembly.